Molecule: messenger RNA, 1360 nt
Organism: Prorocentrum cordatum
Lineage: Eukaryota; Dinophyceae; Prorocentrales; Prorocentraceae
Source: the annotation of a GenBank genome assembly
AGAGAGCCCGCGCGCCGCCCCCUCCCCCCCCCCCUCCGCGCGCCCCCUCCAUGGAGCCGGGCCCCGGGGCGGAGGGGCCUGGCGCCGGCGGCAGCGGGGAGCGCGAGGAAGCCGUCAAGCAACCCGGCAGCAGCAGCAAGCGCUCCAUGUUCGCCAUAUGGCGCAGGCCUGGCGAGCUGGCCAGGGAUGCCGUGCGGGUGUUGUCGGAGGUGCCGGAGGCGGUGCCCAUCCUAGGCCAUGCCCUGGGCGCCGGCCACUGCUGCCUGGGACGGCGGGAGCGCGGGGCCCUGGCGGCCCGCAGGGCGAGCCGCAACUGCGCGGUGGCCGGCGCGGGCGCGGCCGUCUUCUGCCUCGCGGGCCCCCCCGCCGCCGCGGCGCUGCCGGGCUCGGCGGCGGCGGGCUGCGCGCUGCACGUGGCCGGCGCAGCGGCCACGGCAGGGGCGGCGGGCGUGCUGUCGGGGCUCGCGGUGGACGCGCUGUGGGGGCGCUGGGCCGAGGUGCCGCGCCCGCUGGCCGCUGGGGACUGGUCCAGCGCCGUGGCGCUGCGCCUGGUGGACGCGCUCAAGGGCGUGAGCGGCCUGGUCAUCGCGACGGUGCUGCUCCCCGAGCACGUCACCCACGUGGCGGUCUUCACCCAGCCCAGCCCCGCGCGGGCGAGGUCGGGAGCCUCCUGGGCGACGCCCUGGGGUCCGAGUACAAGGGCCUGCUGCCGCACUUCCUGCAGCAGGCGCCGACGCCGGCCGCCCACGCCUACGCGGUCCUGGAGACCUCGAAGGCCAGGGUGUUCAUCACCGAGCGCGUGCACGACGGGCGCGUGCUCCUGGAGAACCUCGGCGACGGGUCCAUGGCGCCCUUCGCCCACGGGCGCGAGCUGGGCGCCCAGCCCAUGGAGGCCGAGUUCAGGGCCGCUGGGCACUCGGGCGCGCAUCCAGGCCCCGCGCUGGGGCGCCUGCCGGCUGGGGCGGCGAGCGCGCAGCCGACCCCCUUCGCCGCCGCCCGCGUUGAGGGCGGCCCGCCGGUGGCAGCGGUGGGUGCGCUGGCAAGGGCGGAGUCUCUCAGCGACUACGACCUGCUGAAGGCGAACUGCCAGCACUACGCCAACGACGUCUUCAAAGUAGUCUCUGGUCAUCCCCUGAAGAAGCUGCCGAAUCAGGAGUUGAUCGCCGCUGCCAGGAUGUUCGGCAUCGGCGGGCCAGCGCUCUCGCCCGCAGUCGCAGCCCCGUCCGCCCUGGAGCAGCUGCGCUGGGCCGCCGGGCAGGCGCCAGUGCGCCUGGCGGCGGCCGCUGCCGUGGCGUGCGCGCCCGCGCCGGGCGCGCGCUGCGCGGAGGACGGCGGCAGCGGCGGCGCGUAGCGCCGCGGA